Prorocentrum cordatum is the source of this 504-nucleotide messenger RNA. Lineage: Eukaryota; Dinophyceae; Prorocentrales; Prorocentraceae. The record is from the annotation of a GenBank genome assembly.
AUGGGAUGGACCGCAGGCUUUGGUUCACGCAUGAACUCCUUCAUAGACGACUUGUGGGUCGCGGUCUACAAGGGCCUGUCCGUGUCCAUAUGCGGUACCGACGAGUUCGUGGAAAACGUGUGGAGGAACCACUUCGACAAUGCCCUGAACCUCGGCAUCUGCCUGGCGCCGGUGUGCCGGGAGCUGUCCUCCCACGAGUGGAAGGAGCAGGGGGCGUGGGCGGUGGGCUUCUGGCUGACCCCCAAGCUCGCGACGGUGGACCACCAUUAUAUCUCUUCGCUGAAGAGGUAUUUAGCUUCACUAGUGUUCACCAUGAACCUGGCGCUGUCUGGGCUGGUCAACGAGACGCUACGACUUGCGUGGGCGUCACAGCAAAUUACCAUAGGAGCCUUGGGACCGGUACCUUGGCGUUCACAUCCGGCAUGGGGACAAGUACACAGAGACAUCGACAUUUUCUAUCGACGAGUAUGCCGCGAUGAUCAGACCGAACCUGCAGCAGAAUAA